Pedinophyceae sp. YPF-701 is the source of this 486-nucleotide messenger RNA. Lineage: Eukaryota; Viridiplantae; Chlorophyta; Pedinophyceae. The record is from the annotation of a GenBank genome assembly.
AUGUCGCUCCGCCGAGUCGCCACCCAGCUCGCCGGCCGCUUCGGCGGCUUCUCGCAGGCGGAGAGCUCCGUGAGCAUCCGCGCCGCGCUGGAGCGCGCGUUCGCCACGGUCAAGCCUGACUGCAAGUACGCUCCGUCGCACGAGUGGGCCAAGGCUGAGGGCGACGUGGUGACGGUGGGCAUCAGCGACUUUGCUCAGAGCGAGCUCGGCGACGUCGUGUACGUGGAGCUGCCGGAGGUGGGCGACAGCCUGGAGGCGUCGGCGCCGUUUGGCGUCGUGGAGUCCGUGAAGGCGGCCUCGGACGUGUACGCGCCGGUGUCCGGCGAGGUGGUCGAGGUCAACUCGGCGCUGUCCGACGACCCGAGCAAGGUGAACUCGGACGCGUUCGGGGAGGGCUGGAUGAUCAAGGUGAAGGCCUCGGACGCCGACGGGGACCUGGGCAAGCUCAUGGACAGCGGCGCGUACGAGAAGCACUGCGACCACUGA